CGCUAUCAACAAUGGUUGACAAUGGUCACGUGGAUAUGACUGACAACAACAUUCAAAGAACAUUUGUGAACGUCCAGGAAGAAUCAUCGAAUAUCAGAGGUGAAAUUAAAAAUCAACUAUCUCAGCCUAUCAAUGAUAUGCAUUCCAACGCGGUGUCGCUUAUAAUACCGCGUAACGAAAAUAGUGAACCUUCUUUUGCAUCAAACAAUCCGAGCGAAACCACACACUCCACUCUGAUCGAGGUAACUACCGGUCCCCUUAAAAAGAUUACUAGAAAGUCACGUAGGAAAUCGUCAAAGAAGUCUUCUAGAAUAUCGAAGAAAAAACCAAAAUCAUCCACCAAGAUAGCAGCAGAGUUGUCAACAGAUACAAAAGUUGCCGAGAUAUCAAAGGGAGAAACUGCACAGACCGCACCACUCCCAACGACAACGUCAGACAAUGUUAUUGCGGGGUCAACCAGAAGGCCGCCCAGACGAUCACGACGAAGAUCAAAACGGAGAUCAAAAAGAAGAAGAUCUAGAAGACCUACCACGCCAUUACCUCGAAAUACAAAUGGAAAAGAUCAGAUGACAGACAACGGAAACAGCAUUGAUGUAGUAACGCCCGAUUCUUCAAAGUCAACAAAUCGUAUGUCUACUGAAACUUCAACUGGAAACAAUAAUAUGAAAUCAGACAACGUAUCAUUUAUGACAACAUAUACACCUACGUCAAUCAGCCAACAUGGAAGUACAUCAGGAAGCAAGUCCACAAUGGUAUAUACAACUCUAGCACCAGGGGAAAUAUAUACAUCAACACAAAGAACUAUUGGUGGGACGAAAUUCGAGGAAGAAGGAAACAUGGUGAUGACUGGUCCUUCGACGGAAACAGCACUCAUUGUCACUGAACCAUUUAGGAAUGAAUUGAUUACAACAACACCUGUUGUUGCAGAUUCUACCAAAACAGUGCAGCAUACUUCGAAAACCGCUGAAAUAUUUUCUUCAUCAUCUGAUAACAAUAUGAGAAAUGUGGUAAUCGAAAGCAGCCCUCCGGUCAAUUCUGAAGCACAGGGAAUGACUAAUAUGCUGAUAAAUGUUAAAGAACAACAACCAGAUACAGCUGCUAUUAAUUCAAACUGGAAGAAAUCUACAAUGAACACCGAAAAUCAUAGUAUAGAUAAAGUUUCAAAUAUGUCAACCUCCGGGAAAUCUCCAACAAUGCUUGACAAAACAGGACAAACUGAACGACCCAUUGGCAUGGUUUCUACAGAUACAGCCAGCAGCAUCACAUCAGCAUCAUCUACCGCAAAUGAAACGGCGUUAUCACCUUCAAAUCUCUUAUCAGAUAACACUUUGACUACAAAUUUUAGGACAAGCCCGAUGGGUCUUGCGUCAUUGCUAGCCAGGAUGCUUUUUCCAGAAGUUUUGGGUCCAAGAAAUGUUAUUAUUCAAACUAGAGGACCAGAAAGGACUAUUUUGAGAAAUGAUGGUUCAUUUAUUUCUUCACGGAGUUUAACUCCGUUGUUGACAACUACAAGAAGACGGCCACGUAUAAUAUUGAUACAACCAAGGGAUUUGAGUUUCUACCGGAAGCGGGCAUUGUGCUCUGAGACCCCUCGAAGAUUGAGGAAUCCAUGUAUAAAAAAUGAAGACUGUAGACAUCAAAUGGAUUGUUCUUUAGGCAGAUGUUGUGCCACAAGUGAUCGUCACGCAGAAAUGUUAGAGAAUUUACUUGAGCGUUUGAAUAUGAGACGGUUACGGCGUUUCCGGUAGAGAUUGACGUGACUUCCGGUAGAGAUUAACGUGAUUCUCAGCAUGCACGCUAUCAUGUUAGCUAAUUGGUCCGUUUGAGAGACUGAUAUAUAUAUAUAUAUAUAUUACACAUAUGUUAUCAUUUCAUCGAAUGUAUUAAAUCGUCAUUUUAUAAGAUAAUAAAAUGAAAUAUUUGUAGUUUCAAUGUCCAGCAAUCCUUGAAGAAAUAGAUCGAAAUGAUCAAAAUGGCGUAAAAGUCACGUCAUUUCAUCACAAUUGCAUUAUCUGCAUAGAUGCAGCCUAUAUUAACUUUGAGGAGGAAAUGGGUGACUGCGGCGUCUAACGUAAAUAUCAAUAAAUGUAGUACCGUGUAUUGUGGUUACUAUGUGAAUCUCAACCCCUCCACCUCCCCGUUACCAAACAAUACUAUAAUAUUUUAAUAUCAUAAACAUACAAUGUAUAUGCUCUGUCAUACCUAAUUUUAUAUAAAGUUUAACAUCCUGUAUACUUACUAUGAUUUAAGUGUUAAUUCAACACCAAUACAUUGUAAUAAUUAUCUAUUAGAAUACAAUAGACAUCAUGUUGAUAAACGAUAAUUUGUAUCUCUUAUGAAUUGUGGGCGCAAUAAUCAGCUCAACAGUUCAAUACAUCUGUUAAAUGCGAACUCAAAAGACGAAAGUGAGACUGAUGUCCCCUGUUAUCUCGCAAUUUUCAAUAUAUUGAUCCGAAAAUAUAUUAUGUAUGUAAGUCGGAAACCAUUCGCAAACACUUUUUGUUAUUCCAUUAAUUUGAAAAGCAACGUAAACGGAUUUACUUGUAUGCCGGAUGUAUAUCUAUGCAUUAGCGGACACACAUGUCAUGUCUUGCAACUGGAUGACUACAGCCUAUCUCUUAGUAAACUUAUUAAUUGCUUUUAUAUUAUUUAUGGGUCGGUGUGGCUUGUACAUAAUAUUAAAUACUGUCUCUGUAAUUCAGCUCAUGGAACAUGCUUCUUUGGUUCAGAAGAUAGAGCCGUGGUUUAUCACGCCAGAAAACCAUGUCCGAUUCCUGUCAGGACACUCGACAAGAAUAUGCUUUUCCCUGUACAUUGACAUUUGCGUCAAACUAAAAUCCCGGGGUGGUGGUAUUGGGAGUCUUGGAUUGAGAUUUGGGUAAAUAGCAUGACAAACUGGUGAAGUAGUGUAAAAUGUUCCGGUGGGUGUGGCUUGUAUACCGGUCUCUGUCACUCAGCUGGCGGGGCAUUCUUCUUUGGCUCAGAAGGUAGAACAAUGACUUAUCACAUAGGAAAACUGUUUUCGGAGCGCUCGGGAAUGUGUUUUCUCUGACUCUCGGCGAUGUUUGCCUGUUAUAAUACUUAAAACGUAUACCCUAUGAGAACAGUGUGAUUUUAUGUUAAGAUUACGUUUGUAUCAGUACCUUACAAUCUAGGACUAACCUCAUAUCUCGAGAACCCCGCUGUUCGAACUAUUGAUAUUGCCGCUGCUGUUCGAGUCAGCGGGGUUUUUCUAAAGUAUUUAAACAAAAUUACAAGCGAGGAAAUAAUAAAAGAAGUUAUAGUGUACAGCAUGCGUCGUUUAAUUGAUUUACCAUAUGAAAAUAGUAUCUAUGUAUAUAUAUGAGUCACAUUGACGUCAUUGGUAUUGCUAUAACUUACGCAAGUGUAUAAAUAGGUGAUGAUUCGUCCCUAUAGCGCGUUUUAUGUAUACAAGUAUAGCCAACGAGCUUAACUCGCAGACAUAAUACACAUUUCAUGUCUAUACAAGUAUAUUGUAUUUGCAGCCCAAGGCUAUUCCUUCAAUGCAUGUGUAGUCCAACAGUGCAUAUUCAUAUGUAUGUAUGCAUGUAUGUUUACCUAU
Molecule: messenger RNA, 3583 nt
Organism: Pecten maximus
Lineage: Eukaryota; Metazoa; Mollusca; Bivalvia; Pectinida; Pectinidae
Product: mucin-5AC-like
Exons: 2
Coding region: 12-1748 (578 amino acids)
Source: RefSeq, a predicted model, not a curated record